Molecule: messenger RNA, 8926 nt
Organism: Mugil cephalus (flathead mullet)
Lineage: Eukaryota; Metazoa; Chordata; Actinopteri; Mugiliformes; Mugilidae
Gene: capn15
Product: calpain 15
Exons: 12
Coding region: 2505-6158 (1217 amino acids)
Biological process (GO): proteolysis
Cellular component (GO): cytoplasm
Molecular function (GO): calcium-dependent cysteine-type endopeptidase activity
Source: RefSeq, a predicted model, not a curated record
UUUAAAGGCCCCGGUGAUUGUUGUUGUGUAAUGCACUUAUUCUGCUGGUGAAUUCAGAGAUGGAGGAAGAGAUCAGGAAUGAGGUCAGCGAAGUUAUAUGAAGUGGAAGAGACGAGGGAGAAAGUUUGAAGGCUCAUCUCGGUAAUGUGCAGGGACAGUUGGGCAAUGAUGAGCGUCGCAGUCACCGCCGUCUUCUGCUUAACCCUUCACUACCUCCUCUGGCAAAGACAUAUGAGGGCUUUGUUAGACUACCAACAGGAAGAGUAAAAAAUAAUGCUAUUAGACAGUCGUGCUUUGCUUUCAUUGCCUGAGAUGUGCUUCCCUAUAAUGAAUAUGCCCCCGUCCCGCCCGGGCUGUUUCUGACCUCCAUCAUUAGCCACUACCUUGAGAUUCUAUUCACAUUAAUGAGUGAGACCUCUACAGCUCUGGCUCUAUUGAGGUUUAUUUAAAUCUCUUGAACGCAGCCUUCCAGCUUUUCUCUGCUCUGCCAGGCCAGUGCGCCUGCGCUCUGCUGACACUCCAGUAAUCCGCUGGAGGAGAUUGCAUCCCCGUCCACUGCGCUCGAGCUAUCAGUGAGGGAGAAUUGAAAGAUGGGGGGAGAAAAUAUUUAUAUAUAUACGCGCAUAUGACGAGAUCACACGCCGGGGCCGUGGCAGAUUCCGAGAUGGAGCGGCUUUGCAACACGGGCAAACUCACAUCCGAGGCGGGAGGAUGCCUCCUAAUCUGAGACGACAGGGCUCCGCGUCUACGUCCCGAACGCCGGGGAUGUGAGGCGAACGCAGGCAGGAAUGGGCAAGACGGAAGACGGUGAAAGCUCCUCGGCUGUUUUCUCCGAAUCUGAACCCAGCGGUGUCUCUGGCCUGUGCACCGCUGCGUGGGGGACGGAUCACCUUCUCAAACGUGCGGCGCUUUUUGCUGCGCCGUUAAUUGGCUGAUUUGAAAGCCCGCAUGCAAGGAUCGGCGAUUAGUUAUCGUGCAACACGGAAAGCUAAACUACGGAUUCUAGCCCAUGCGAUCCAUGCCAUCACCUCCGCCGAUCGGGUAACACCAGACGCGCACGUUAACGCGAACCAGGAAGCGUCGCCGCGCCGAGACUCCCGCAUCGGGGUUGUUGACAAACUAGUGAUACUCGCCGCGACGCAUGCAAAUGUAGUUUCACCACGUUGACAGGGGUCGUUGCGGUGUUAACACGCCGGCGGAGACUUGCUGUGGCGAGCUGGCAGUUCCACGCGAAGCCGAGCUGGAGUUGAUUAACUGGACUGGACUGGACUGUCCGGCCUCGGCGGUGGGAUCAGACAGAAAUUAAGCUCUCAGACGGCGGACACUGGGAUCACCUCCCUUUCCUUGGCAGAGGCACCGCGGCUCGAAGCGGAACGUACCUCUCGGGAAUUGACUUGGAUGCUACUCAAAACUUGAAGCGUCAGAGGUUCGGACAUUUUUCCCCCUUUGGCAUCGGUUGGAGAAGCCGUCUAAAACGUGCUAUACCUGUGUUUCUUCUGGUUAAAUGUAUGCGAGUUUUUCUUUUUUUGCGUGGAAUCCUGCAAAUGCCAAAAGUGAUCUAAUCUCUGAAACAGUCCCUAUGGAGGGUUUAAGACGUGGAGUGUUCAUCCAGUGGGACAAAUGCAGCUGGGGUGUUUUACUUGUAAACCUCCACAGCAGCUGUUAGUCAGACUGGAUGUCUGAAAGAGGAGACUUGGAUAUUAGCAUACUUGCAGUUUUGCCAACACCCCUCCCAUGAAAUGCAGUGCAUUGAUUCACUCUUGUGCCCGUGUUGUAAAUAACUCUGUGGAUAUAUUCUGCGUGGCUCUUAUUCCUCCGCAGCCCCGUGCCACUUUUGACCGCCGUCUACCACGGAGCAUUAUCUCGCCGUGAUGUCCACGGUGGACUUUUCGGACGUUCACCAGAGGCGCCCCGUUCGGCCGCUGUGAUGUCGGGACACGGUGAAGGCGCAGGCUUUUCCCUCUGUUGAUCUCUUGAGCAUCUGCAGGAGAAAGAGGAACCGGGCAUGAGAUUGCACAGGCCGGGGAGAUGUGUCAGAAGGAAGGAGCGAGGAACUACACCUUGGAGGACCGUGUGCAGAGUUUGCCAGGCCUCAAGCCAAUAAGAGAGAGAACUGCAACACUUUGCUUUGAGGAAAUUGUAAUUUCUCCUCUCUGAGACGUGCUGAUAUUUUGGAAUUGACACUCCAUGCCCCAAGUUACUGUUCAAAUUGAAACUCCACCCCCCCACACACACACACUGCGGGAUAUACUCCCUCAUCUGCAUUCUUGAAUACUCAUUUUUUUCUGAGUAUCCUUGCUUUUUACUUCAUUUUUUCUCUGCUCAAGCCCCCUCAGGAGGAUAUUCUUCUAUUUGAAGUAGAAGGACGCGCACAGUAAAGGUUUCAGAAAGCCCCAUUUCUCUCAAUCAGGGUGUCAACUUUUGAACUCUGGGGAAAAACUCAAUAAACGGAUCGGAUCGCGAUCGGAGAGCGUCCAGAGACUAACUUCCUAUCUCCGUUUGUGAUGGGGAGCUCAGCCUCGUCCCUCACCGCCGAGACCGAGUCGGACCAUGGCUUUCGCAGCACCCCCUACCCUUCCUCACCCCCUGUGGGGUGGCUCAGGAACAGCCACAGCAGCCCGGUGUGGGGCACAACCUUCAUCACGCGGCAGCAGCAGCACCCGCUGCCUCACAGAGAGCGCAGCCACUCUCACUCCCCUGGCUCCAUGGCAGCGGCAGUGCGAGGCAGCGAGUGGUCAUGCGGACGCUGCACCUUCUUAAAUGCCGGCGCAGCGCCUCGCUGCUCCAUCUGCGAGGCGCCGCGCCAGAAACCUGACCUUAACCAGAUCCUGCGGCUGAGCAGCACCGAGGAGCAUCGCUGGGCCUGCCCGCGCUGCACUCUCAACAACCCCCAGGGAUCCGGAGCGUGCUCCGUCUGUGGCUUCGGUCCGUCCCCCGCCACUCACACGCCGCCUACCACCACCAUAGCCGCCACUGCCAACGGCCUCCCCCCUGCUCCGGCCGAGCCCCCCGCGCCCACCGUCACGCCCGCGGUUUUGCUUGAGCCCCACGGACAGCACCCGGCCAAGGAGGAAGCGCUGAGGCGCUCGGAGAGCAACGGGGAGGUGGUCGGUCUGGACGGGCAUCACUCUGGCUGGGCUUGUCCUCGGUGCACGCUUCACAACACGCCCGUGGCGCUGUCGUGCUCAGCCUGCGGCGGCCCCAGGAAACUGUCUCUGCCUAAAAUUCCCCCAGAGGCACUGGUAGUGCCCGAGGUGCGCACGCCUGUGCUGGGGUUUCCCGUUAACAACCCUUCAGCGCCGCUACUCAUCGAUCUUACGGACGACUCACCCCCAGCACCUCCGAGUGAUCCUCAAGAGACUCCCCAUGCGUCUUCACAGGCCUCCCCUUUCACCCCUUUCUCCUCCCUUCAGAAUAACCCCGUGCCUCGCAGCAGGAGGGAAGUACCCCCUCCAGGGCGCCCGCCGAACACAGGCACCAACACCCCCAGCCCCACCUCCCCUUCGACGGCCAUCGUGCCGCCCCAGCCCGGUCCGCAGCGGCCAGCCAAACCCAAACACGCCCAACCCCAGGAACCCUCAUACCCCAGCAAGCGCCUCACUAUCUUAGAAGAAGAAGACACCCACCCGCUGAAUCCCCACCUCCCCGCUGCUUCCUCAGCCGCCCCCACCUGGAAGUGCCCUAGCUGUUCUUUGUCCAACCCAGGCAACUCGGCCAAAUGCGACGCCUGCCGAUCGUCACGGGGUGGCGCCGACCUCAUCGACCUGGUCGGCUGCGAGACGGUACGAUUUACCCCGGCCAGCCCCUCCAGUCCGGACUUUAGCACCUGGGCCUGCUCCAAGUGCACCCUACGCAACCCCACAGGUGCGCCCAAGUGCUCCGCUUGUGGUUCUUCCAAACUGCACGGCUUUCAGGAGCAACAGGCGCCGCUCCCCCGCUGCUGUACACACUGUGGCCUCCCCGCUGGGUCAGGCACCGCGUCGUGCUCCUGCACUCCGUCGUCAUCUUCGUCCUCCUCAGGUCACAAAAUCCGAAAACAGGCCCGGGGCUUCCCUUCUUCCUCUACCGCUAUCGCUCCUUCUGGUUCCUCUUCCUCCUCUGCCUCAUCCAGCCUUCAGGAGAAGGUAGGACAGUGGAGUUGCCCGGCAUGCACGCUGCUCAAUGACGUCAAAGCCAAGAACUGUGUGGCGUGCCACACGCCCCAGCAGUACCUCACGCUUCGCAAGGUGGUGAAACCUCUGAAGAGGAGGGAGAGCAUGCACGUUGAGGCCCGUCGACGAAAUGAUGAGGGCGAGGCUAAGGAGCUGUGGGAGAAUAUUGUCAGCUUCUGCAGAGAGAACUCGGUGAACUUUGUGGAUGACAGUUUCCCGCCGGGGCCCCGCUCCGUGGGCUUCCCCGAGGGCGACAGCGUCCAGCAGCGAAUCAAAAAGUGGCUGCGUCCCCACGAGAUCAACUGCAGCAACUUCAAAGACCGGGGUGUCAAGUGGUCCGUCUUCCGCACGCCGAGGCCCUCCGACAUCCUGCAAGGACUCCUCGGAAACUGCUGGUUCCUGAGUGCGCUGGCCGUGUUGGCGGAGCGUCCAGAGCUGGUGGAGAGGGUGAUGAUCACCAGGACUAUUUGCCCGGAGGGGGCCUACCAGGUCCGGUUAUGUAAAGAUGGGACGUGGACGACGGUGCUGGUGGAUGACAUGCUGCCCUGCGACGACUACGGCUACCUCCUCUUUUCCCAGGCCCAGAGGAAACAGCUAUGGGUGGCGCUGAUUGAGAAAGCGCUGGCCAAACUCCACGGCUCUUACUUUGCCCUGCAGGCGGGGCGCGCCAUCGAGGGCCUCGCCACGCUCACCGGGGCGCCCUGCGACUCCCUCAUGCUCCAGGUCAGCUCCACCAACCCCCGGGAGGAACCCAUCGACACGGACCUCAUCUGGGCCAAGAUGCUGAGCUCCAAAGAGGCCGGGUUUCUGAUGGGCGCGUCGUGCGGGGGAGGCAACAUGAAGGUGGACGACGUCGCUUACGAGUCUCUGGGUCUGAGGCCUCGGCACGCGUACUCCAUCUUGGACGUACGGGACGUCCAGGGUUACAGGUUGCUGCGGCUGCGUAACCCGUGGGGCCGCUUCUCGUGGAACGGCAGCUGGUCGGACGAGUGGACCGAGUGGCCGCAGAACCUCCGCCACGAGCUGAUGGCGCACGGCAGCAGCGAGGGCGUCUUCUGGAUGGAGUACUCGGACUUCAUAAAGUACUUUGACUCGGUAGACAUCUGCAAGAUCCACUCAGACUGGCAGGAGGUGAGACUACAAGGCUGCUUCCCCAGCAAAGCCAGCGGCCCGGUCACAGUCACGGCCCUCACUGUGCUGGAGAGGACCACGCUGGAGUUUGCUCUAUUCCAAGAGGGAAGCAGGCGUUCAGACACGGCGGACAGCCACCUGCUGGACCUGUGCAUCAUGGUGUUCCGCGCCUCCUUCGGCAGCGGCAACAAGCUGACUCUGGGCCGUCUGCUGGCCCACAGCAAGCGGGCUGUGAAGAAAUUCGUCGGCUGCGAUGUCAUGCUGGAGCCGGGGGAGUACGCCGUGGUCUGCUGCGCCUUCAACCACUGGCAGAUGAACGUCAGCGGGACGGGAGGGCCGCCAACGCCCAUCUCGAGCCCCACCAGCGCAGCGGCGCGGCGGCCCAGCCAGGACUUCCCCGGCUACAUCCUGGCCAUCUACAGCUCCCGACAGGUGAUGGUGGAGCAGGUGGAGGCGACCGCCACCACGCUGGCCGACGCCAUCAUUCUCCUCACGGAAAACAAAGGCGAAAGACACGAGGGCCGCGAGGGCAUGACAUGCUACUACCUGACCCACGGCUGGGCGGGACUCAUCGUGGUGGUGGAGAACCGCCACCCCAAGUACUACCUCCACGUCUCCUGCGACUGCACUGACAGCUUCAACGUGGUGUCCACGCGCGGCAGCCUCAAGACCAUCGACAGCGUGCCGCCUCUGCACAGGCAGGUGCUGGUGGUGCUUUCACAGCUGGAGGGGAACGCCGGCUUCUCCAUCACACACCGCCUGGCCCACCGCAAGGCAGCCCAGGCCUCCCUGGGAGACUGGACCCCCACCAAGGCCACCCACAGCCCCCAGCUCACCCCGGACAUAGACGGCCUGCACCGACCCCGGCCGCUAUGACCACCGACGGUGCCCCGGCCCCAGCACAUUAAACUGUCAGACCACUGGAAGAAUCAGGCACGGGGGUAGGGGGAAGCCACGUGGAGCCCUGACCCCGACAAGAAAGAUGUGUAACCGCGCGUCCUCUCGGAUGAACCCCUGAAUGUAAAGAAAAUUUGCUCUCCUCCUCGUGCUUCGCGAAUGCUGAAGAUUUGAUCUGACCCGCACCUGCUCUGUCCCCGUGCCAAGUGGAUGUGCCAUGUCCGGGUGAAACGAGGGACCGGGACGCAAACCGCAGCAAACUGAGGGGAUCCAGUUCUGACUAAUUCUGGAUGCUGCUGGUAGCUGCUAGCAAGAUCUGUGCGUGAAACGGACGUGUGCCCUCAGUUUCACACGCAUGGAGAUUAAAAAAAUUUAAAAAAUGAAUUAAUAAAAAAAAAAAAAAAAUCCAGGGUGGAGUGCUGAAACUACUGAGCCAUCUGCCAGGCCCACGGCCUAUGAGCCAAUCACCCGAUCAGACGCCUCCCCUCCCUCUCCACGUCGUCCACAAAACACGACGCUUCUGGGUCCACGUCGCCCACCCUCAGUACGGUACUUUAUGAGCCAAACCAACUCGUUUUACUCAUAGUGAGACGUUUUUUUUUGUUUUUUUAAUUACUUUCAGCGUGAGUCUUACCUGUUUUAUACACAGCCCUCAUCCAUAUUUGUGUUUUUGAGGUCGUAGAAAAAGCCAUCAUCCAUCCACACGACGUUGUCUGUCUCCUCCCUCCGCGCUCCGUCUGCACCGCGCUGCUGUCUCCGUAGCUCAGGACCAAACCCGUGAUUUGUACAGAAAAGCUCAAGCAAAACCUCAAGCGCAUGUCGUGGCAGGCGCGCGGCGCCCUCGCUGGAAUCGCGUCUUUCUCUCAUUUCGUCUGGUGUCUCCCGUUGAGAGCACCGUCGUGACCAAGAGUCUCUUAGACGUAACGUAAGAGAAGAGAAAUAGCCAUUUUACCUCCUUCCAAAUAACAAUUUUAACUCAUUUCCAAACCCCAAGGUUUUUUUUCCCGCGUUCACUUCAGAAGUCAGUUUACACAUGCACUAUCGCGACUCGCUUAUUCUCGCACCCCACAGUCUGCGUCUGACCCUUUUUCCCGGUACUGAGAGCGAGUUAGCGUCUAUUUGUCACACUUUAACACAUUAAGCCAGUAUGGUUGAUUUCCACUUGAGUGUACUUAAGGAGCGCCGGAGGAGCUGGGGGCUGUUUGAGCUGUCAGUCUGCCAUAGGGGAGCUCUUAAGAGGAGCCGGCGCGUUUGCUUUGGGAGGUCAGGGACGGCUUUUGUUUGCUUGGGCGCGGCGCGGGACGUCUGGGCCGCCCUCCCGCAAGAAUACGCCGACAACAAACGCCGGAGCCAAGCAAAAAUUACCAUUUCGUCAGACCGGGGCUCGCGAGACGCCCCAGAGACGCGUUGCGACACAGAAAGGAGUUUAAACCUCCCCCAGCCAGCGUCGUUUCGUAAGGCUGGUCGCCCGUAGCUGUUUCAUGUAGGUUCCAGUUUCUCCGGUGUCGAAGCCAUUACUCCUGGUUCUCUGAUGGUCUCUCAGUCCUCACCAUGGCAACGUGGACGUCUCGUCAGAUAGCGAGGGCAAAGAUUAAUGCGGUACUACAGCAGCAGGAUGGAGCGGGAGACUUUUAUCAAGUUGAUGUCUUACUCUUAUGUAGUGAAAUGGUGAAAAACUUGAACGCCAAUGAGCAAAAUCUCUGCAGCAUUCGUGCAACUGAUGAUUUUUUUUUAUUAGCAAAAAAUAAGUAAAUGGAAACUUUAAUGAGACGCUUCACUCCUGGCAGUUUGAGCAAGUUAAUCAUCUCACGUGCAUUGUCCCUUUUUUUCUUUUUUUCUUUGUUUUUGUCAGCAUUAAUGGUAAAUGGCAGUACUGCUUCCCGAUCCCUGCAUCCGCAAACUGUUUCUCUGGUGAAACCCGAAGCUGAAGUAGCUGUAAAUACGUUUUCCAAAGAAACAUCGUGUGUAACGAACACUUUCAGAUGUCUGUUUGCUUCGUGUGAGUGCGUGCAUGGUCGCGGCUGAGUAGCUGUGAAUUCUUAGCGUCUAAUUUAUUUGUGCAAGUGAUUUAUUUUUUUUCGCAGGUGUGGUUUCUAAUGAUGAACACUGAGCUGGUGAGCGUCAGCUAAAGGAAUGUGAUAAUUUGUGACGUCCGGUUUGAGCCCAGAGGGAUUAGCUUGACCCCUGCACUGAAACCCAUGCAAAGACCUCAGAAUGAAGUGUCCCUGCUGGAUCGCUUUCCACUUACAUGAGAUUCAUUUUUGUUUUUGUUUCUGUUUUUUUUUUUUUUGAGUUGUUUUGUCAUAGCUGUCUUUUUCUGGCUCUUGGUGUCCUUAUAAACCCACUCCUCCUCUGUCGAGUUGUGUUGGUGGCUCUCCUGUGCGUCGGGGGCGCCCCCUGCUGUUCAACAGGCGCCAAGCAGAGAGGAGGAGGUCAGCGGCAGAGCAGCCAACACAACGCCUUCUCUCUUCUCCUUUGACCACUUUCCCUCCUUGUAAAUUGUACAGACUGCAAAGUGAAAUCACAAAAAAAAGAGAUGAGAAAAUAAAUCUACUUUUAAACUUGUAAAACAAUCAAAUAUAACAGUAGAAAUAAAUGGGAAAUCAAACUAAAAAAAAAAAAAACUGACGAAUGUGAUAUAUAUUUUAUUGAUCUCUUUUUGGGAGGGGUAUAUGUGUACAAACAUAUGUAUGUUUAAUUUUCAAUCUCAGGUUCCGAUGGACCAAAUAAAUUUUUUUAAAUUAAAA